Molecule: messenger RNA, 2331 nt
Organism: Leishmania major strain Friedlin
Lineage: Eukaryota; Euglenozoa; Kinetoplastea; Trypanosomatida; Trypanosomatidae
Product: putative surface antigen protein
Exons: 1
Coding region: 1-2331 (776 amino acids)
Source: RefSeq, a predicted model, not a curated record
AUGGCGCAGUGCGUGCGUCGGCUGGUGCUGGCGGCGACGCUCGCCGCUGCGGUGGCGCUGCUGCUGUGCACGAGCAGUGCGCCGGUGGCGCGUGCUGAUGGGACGGGCAACUUCACUGAGGAGCAGCGGACGCACACGCUGGCGGUGCUGCAGGCGUUUGGGCGUGCGAUCCCUGAGCUUGAGAAGAAGUGGACGGGCAACGACUUCUGCUCGUGGGACCACGUAGCGUGCGUGUCAGUCAACGUCUUCGUAGGUCUCAAUGUUUCGACGUAUGCCGGCACGCUGCCGGAGAUACCUGUGAACGUCGACUACAGGCACGUCAUGAUCCGGGACCUGGGGUUCUGGAAUAUGCCACUGCUGAGCGGGACGCUGCCGGACAGCUGGAGCCAACUGGGAGGACUGCUCUCCGUUACGUUGUCGGGCUGCGGCGUGAGCGGUACACUGCCCGCCUCAUGGGGCUUGAUGGUUCGUUUACGUGAAUUGACUGUGAGAGAUUGCAGGCACCUCACCGGCAGCCUGCCUUCUUUGUGGAGCUGGCUGCCUAAUUUACAGAAGCUGGUGCUGAGGCAACUGCAGCUGAGCGGUACGCUGCCGGCUGAGUGGAGCCGGGUGACGUCACUGCUUGAGCUGGAGAUCGUUGCUGCAGGCGACAUCACCGGCACGCUGCCGCCCGAGUGGAGCUCGAUAAAAUCGCUGAGAACUCUUAAUCUGGAGGGUACUCAGGUCUCCGGCACACUGCCCCCGGGAUGGAGUGAGAUGAAAUCGCUGACCAAUCUCGAGCUGGAGGGUACUCAGGUCUCCGGCACGCUGCCCCCAGGAUGGAGCUCGAUAAAAUCGCUGAGAACUCUUAAUCUGGAGGGUACUCAGGUCUCAGGCAGUCUGCCGCCCGAGUGGGUCUCGAUGGCAUCGCUGAGAACUCUUAAUCUGGAGGGUACUCAGGUCUCCGGCACACUGCCCCCGGGAUGGAGUGAGAUGAAAUCGCUGACCAGUCUCGAGCUGGAGGGUACUCAGGUCUCCGGCACGCUGCCCCCAAGAUGGAGUGAGAUGAAAUCGCUGAGAACUCUUAAUCUGGAGGGUACUCAGGUCUCCGGCAGUCUGCCGCCCCAGUGGGUCUCGAUGGCAUCGCUGAGAACUCUUAAUCUGGAGGGUACUCAGGUCUCAGGCAGUCUGCCGCCCGAGUGGGUCUCGAUGGCAUCGCUGAGAACUCUUAAUCUGGAGGGUACUCAGGUCUCCGGCACACUGCCCCCGGGAUGGAGUGAGAUGAAAUCGCUGACCAGUCUCGAGCUGGAGGGUACUCAGGUCUCCGGCACGCUGCCCCCAAGAUGGAGUGAGAUGAAAUCGCUGAGAACUCUUAAUCUGGAGGGUACUCAGGUCUCAGGCAGUCUGCCGCCCGAGUGGGUCUCGAUGGCAUCGCUGAGAACUCUUAAUCUGGAGGGUACUCAGGUCUCCGGCACACUGCCCCCGGGAUGGAGUGAGAUGAAAUCGCUGACCAGUCUCGAGCUGGAGGGUACUCAGGUCUCCGGCACGCUGCCCCCAAGAUGGAGUGAGAUGAAAUCGCUGAGAACUCUUAAUCUGGAGGGUACUCAGGUCUCAGGCAGUCUGCCGCCCGAGUGGGUCUCGAUGGCAUCGCUGAGAACUCUUAAUCUGGAGGGUACUCAGGUCUCCGGCACACUGCCCCCGGGAUGGAGUGAGAUGAAAUCGCUGACCAGUCUCGAGCUGGAGGGUACUCAGGUCUCCGGCACGCUGCCCCCAAGAUGGAGUGAGAUGAAAUCGCUGAGAACUCUUAAUCUGGAGGGUACUCAGGUCUCCGGCGCGCUGCCCCCAGGAUGGGGUGAGAUGAAAUCGCUGACCAAUCUCUAUCUGGAGGGUACUCAGCUCUCCGGCAGUCUGCCCACGGAAUGGAGAGGGAUGAAAUCGCUGACCAAUCUCUAUCUGGAGGGUACUCAGGUCUCCGGCAGUCUGCCGCCCCAGUGGAGCUCACUGACAUCGCUGAGAACCCUUGAUCUGGAGGGUACUCAGGUCUCCGGCAGGCUGCCGCCCGAGUGGAGCAGGAUGUUGAGUGCCGAGAACCUGCAGCUGGAGCACUGCGACCUGUCCGGCAGUCUGCCGCCCGAGUGGUCUGCGAUGCCAAGGCUGCGUCUUGUCGGACUGAGGGGCAACCACUUCUGCGGGUGUGUGCCGGACUCGUGGGGCAAGAAUGCUGGUCUCCUUGUAAGAAUCGAGGACGAGCACAAGGGCAGGGACUGCAGGCUCGGUAACGACUGCCGCACGACUGAACCCACCACCACUGCUACCCCAACAAACACGCCUACUCCUGCGCCCGCUCCUUAG